GCUUUAGUUCUCCCGUUAAAUUCCACAUGCCUGCCUGACAUAAACCACCCAAGGGAAGGGGAGGAGUGGCACUAGACAAGGACAUUAAUACUGUAACAUAGUAACACAAGGGGUAAAGUUGUGGAAGUUAGGGAAGGAAUUCGUUUUCAGAAAGGUCAUUAAUUAACUGGCUUGGUUACAGGGUGAGAAAAGGCCGAGACGCGCUUCCUGUUGGCUGUCUAACUUUUAGGAAUAUGAAACGGGAAAACUAGUAGACAUAAGAGAAGGUAAAAAAAAAAAAAAAAAACGUUAACGCUAUCCGGUGCCUGUCUGUUGCUUCUUUACUGAAUAUGGCAGGGACACGGACAAGAAGAGGGACUGGUUCGGAACAGUCUCGAACUGCGAGGGCAGCUGCUAUUGCUGAGCAGUUAAACCAUGAAUGCACCCUCUUAUUGGAACUGUAUAGAAAAAAGGAGACGUUCGCCGAGGAACUCACCAUCGGCGGGGACCGCCUGGUGACCGUGCCACCACUCUCCUCCCAGCUCUCGCCGAAUGACAUGUUGUGGCGCCUCUACUCCGCCCUGCAACAGUGCCGGAACCUCCUGGAGCAUGCCAUUGGCCGGGAAGAGGGGGUGGGAAACGACAGGAACAGGACCGAAUACGAGAGCCAGAUGAAAACAGUGAGGGACCGGCUGGGGCACCUGCUAGAGAGCACACGGCUCCUCCUGGCGGACGGAGCUGGAACUGCAGCCUUCACUCCUGAUCCGAAGAAUACUGAGAUAGAUGGUCCGGUGAACGGCAGCCCGUUUGCGCUAAAGCUCUGGAUCUACCGCAUCUUCAACGAGCUGGAGCACUGGACGCUCACCGCCUCCAAGACCCUGAAGGCCCUGCACCCCGACGGAGCCGCCCCCAAGGAGCGCGGAACGAGGGGGAGGCCAAGAGGGAGGAGGACCCGGAGAUGAGACAGUAGAGAUUGGGAGAAGUAGCCUGUGUUGAGGAAGGAGA
Salvelinus fontinalis (brook trout) is the source of this 984-nucleotide messenger RNA. RefSeq lists its product as uncharacterized. Gene Ontology annotation, biological process: negative regulation of neuron apoptotic process; ciliary neurotrophic factor-mediated signaling pathway. Gene Ontology annotation, molecular function: ciliary neurotrophic factor receptor binding. The transcript is spliced from 3 exons. The record is from RefSeq and is a predicted model, not a curated record. The coding region runs from base 330 to 941 and encodes 203 amino acids. NCBI's taxonomy places the organism in Eukaryota, Metazoa, Chordata, Actinopteri, Salmoniformes, Salmonidae.